AGCUGGUCUAUGGAGAGAGGAGCUUCCUCUGUAACGCUGAGAAACAACGUCUGGAGGUUCUUCUCAUCUCAUCUCAAUAACCAUGAAAGAGUUCAGCAUCUUCUCCGUCUGGGGGUUCGUCCUCCUGCUGCUGCUGCAGAGCUCAUCGUGUGCUGGAGACUCAGUCAAUCCCUGCUGUUACUACCCGUGUCAGAACUCAGGAGUGUGUGUGCGAGUCGGGCCAGACGGCUACCAGUGUGACUGCACUCGCACCGGCUUCUCUGGAGACAACUGCACCGCUCCGGAGUUCUGGACCAGAGUCCGUCUGCUGCUGAAGCCCAGCCCCUCGGCCGUCCACUUCAUCCUCACUCACUUCCAGUGGUUCUGGGACCUCGUCAACAACUCCUUCCUGAGAGACGCCUUCAUGAGAUUAGUGCUGACAGUCAGAAGCGACCUUAUUCCGAGCCCUCCGACCUACAACACCAAGUACGGAUACCUGAGCUGGGAGUCCUACUACAACACCUCCUACUACACCCGGCUGCUCCCUCCUGUACCUGAGGACUGCCCUCUGCCCAUGGGAACUAAAGGUAAACCUGUGCUUCCUGAUGCCAAAGUGUUGGCUGAGAAGUUCUUCAGGAGGCAGAAGUUCAGGCCGGAUCCUCAGGGAACCAAUCUGAUGUUUGCCUUCAUGGCUCAACACUUCACCCACCAGUUCUUCAAGACGAACCACAAAGUUAAAGGAGGCUUCACCAAGGCGCUGGGACACGGGGUAGACGCCAGCAACAUCUACGGAGACGAGCUGGUCCGACAGCAUCAGCUUCGGCUUCAUGAAGACGGAAAGCUGAAAUAUCAGCUGGUGAACGGUGAGAUGUACCCCCCAACGGUGUCUGAGGUGCCCGUGCACAUGGUUUACCCUGAAGCCUUCCCAGCUGAGCAGCGCCUGGCCAUCGGUCAGGAGGUGUUCGGCCUCCUGCCGGGCCUCACCAUGUACGCCACCAUAUGGCUGAGGGAGCACAACAGAGUGUGUGACGUCCUGAAGGCUGAGCAUCCCAGCUGGGACGAUGAGCAGCUGUUCCAGACCACCAGACUCAUCAUCAUUGGUGAGAUCAUCAACAUCAUAAUAGAGGAAUACGUGCAGCACCUGAGCGGCUACCUGCUGAAGCUCAAGUUCGACCCAUCGCUGCUCUUCAGCGCACGUUUCCAGUACAGCAAUCGGAUCGCCCUGGAGUUCUGCCAGCUCUACCACUGGCACCCACUGAUGCCCGACAGCUUCCUCAUCGACGGAGAGGAGAUCCCCUACUCCCAGUUCUUAUACAACACCUCCCUGCUCAUGCAUUACGGCGUGGAGAAGCUGGUGGAUGCUUUCUCUCGACAGCCUGCGGGACAGAUAGGAGGCGGUCGCAACUCCCAUCAGACGGUGCUGAAAGUGGCAGAAAUGGUCAUCAGAGAGUCCAGAGUCGCUCGUGUGCAGCCUUUCAAUGAAUACAGGAAGAAGUUUAACCUGAAGCCGUACGAGUCUUUCAAUGAAUUCACUGAUGACGUAGAAAUGGCUCGAGGCUUGGAGGAACUCUACGGAGACAUAGAUGCUCUGGAGUUUUACCCCGGCAUCAUGCUGGAGAAGACUCGCUUGAACGGCAUAUUUGGUGAGAGCAUGGUGGAGAUCGGUGCUCCCUUCUCCCUGAAGGGUCUGCAGGGAAACCCCAUCUGCUCCCCUGAAUACUGGAAGCCCAGCACCUUCGGAGGAGAGACGGGCUUCAACAUCGUCAAAACGUCCACUUUGAAGAAGCUGGUGUGUCUCAACACCAAGUGGUGUCCAUAUGUGGACUUCCACGUCCCACGAAACGAGGAGGAGGCCAAACCCAGGAAACUGUCCACUGAGCUGUGAUGAACAAUCACCUGCUGAUCUUAAUGAUGCUGUCACCGUCCUGCUCAGACCAGGUGUAGAAGGUGGUUUCCAUACAACAUGUGCAAACACAGCGACGUACAUCCCGCCUGCAGUGAAGGAGAGGAGUCCAUGUGAGCAGGUCUGCCUCCAGAAACUACAGCUGACAAACCGCUUCAUGUGGUAUCGCUGUACUCACUGAUGUUGAGCAAAUAAACGUCUUCUGAGCCUUGAAGAUACUGGAUGUGUCAGUA
Messenger RNA from Stegastes partitus (bicolor damselfish), 2115 nucleotides. RefSeq names its product prostaglandin G/H synthase 1-like. The record is from RefSeq and is a predicted model, not a curated record. NCBI's taxonomy places the organism in Eukaryota, Metazoa, Chordata, Actinopteri, Pomacentridae. Gene Ontology annotation, molecular function: peroxidase activity; heme binding; oxidoreductase activity, acting on single donors with incorporation of molecular oxygen, incorporation of two atoms of oxygen. Gene Ontology annotation, biological process: response to oxidative stress; cyclooxygenase pathway. The transcript has 11 exons. The coding region runs from base 83 to 1864 and encodes 593 amino acids. Gene Ontology annotation, cellular component: cytoplasm; neuron projection.